Molecule: messenger RNA, 980 nt
Organism: Astyanax mexicanus (Mexican tetra)
Lineage: Eukaryota; Metazoa; Chordata; Actinopteri; Characiformes; Acestrorhamphidae
Product: ESF1 homolog
Exons: 4
Coding region: 174-902 (242 amino acids)
Source: RefSeq, a predicted model, not a curated record
AAACACAAAUCGGCGAGUACAUACGGACAUGCCCAGUUGGCCAUGAACCAUGAGGAGUAUUCCUGGUUCACGAAACUGGUGUCUCUCCGUGAUUUCUUUGCAGGGGGGGAUUCUGAACAUUUUUUUUUAACCGUUCCGGAGGGGUUUGCAGCAGGCUGCUGCCACUUUUCCAAAUGGAAUGGAAGAGGAUGGGGUUCGGAGGUCAGUUCACCUUUAAGAACUUCAGAACCUCCAUGGUCCAUUAUAACAAGCACAAGAGCCCCAAGAAGAAGCAGCUCAUCCACCGUGCUAUGUGCCACUCUGAGGACGUGGCCUCCAGGUUCUACACAACCCUGAACACGGCCUCAGAGGCGGCCCAAGUGCGGAAGCUCCAGGCGGAAGAGAGUUCUCCCGAAAAGUCUAUCACCUCCAGCCCGGAGAAAAAAAAAAGAGGUUCAAGGAGGUGCCUUUUUGUAGAGUCUUCCCAGGAAAGUGAGGAGGAAGAAGAGCAGCAAACACAUGGGUCUCACCAAUCCCUAUCCAGACCGCCGGCUUCCAAGCGGAAGUUAUCUUCUCUUUCUAGUUCUUCGGAGGAUGAUAGUGGCCCGGAACGUCAGGAGGAAGAACAAGAAGAAGAAGAACAACAACAACAAGGAGAAGGAGAAUUAUUCAUCCUACAAAGCCCAGUGAAGAACCCUCAAACAGAUGCCACCAUGUGCAAGAUAGGGGCAGAUCCAUCCGCUGGCCACACCUACUUGGGCAGGCCAGUCCUUGUGAGCCAGAAGGACAUGAAGCUCCUAGAGGCGAAGGUGUCGCCGAGGGUCAAGAUGGUUAAGGCCAAGUGUUCCACUGUCAUGCUCAGCAGUUCGGAUGAUGAAGACAUUGAAGAGUCUGCGGUGUAUGAAUCCUUCAAAUUUGUUUAGUAUUCAUUGUUGCAUUUUGCCCAAUUUUUCUUGUUGUUGUUGUUGUUGUUGAAUUGUUCUUAUUGUUGUUUUACUAUG